Messenger RNA from Chlamydomonas reinhardtii, 1823 nucleotides. RefSeq lists its product as uncharacterized. Lineage: Eukaryota; Viridiplantae; Chlorophyta; Chlorophyceae; Chlamydomonadales; Chlamydomonadaceae. Gene Ontology annotation, biological process: translation. The record is from RefSeq and is a predicted model, not a curated record. Bases 173 to 1279 code for a protein of 368 amino acids. Gene Ontology annotation, molecular function: structural constituent of ribosome; RNA binding. Gene Ontology annotation, cellular component: ribosome. The transcript has 9 exons.
CUUCGACCAUUUCGUAUGCUGCACGCUUAUCGCUUGCUGAUCACCGAUUAAGAUGUCGCGACAAGCUUUUCGUGGCGCUUGCCGCGCACUCAGCGGGCUAGCAGCCCGCAGCGCUGUCGGAGUAGAGAGUCACGGGGCUGGGAGCGCUGUGGUGCGCUCUGUAGCUAGCAAUAUGCUUAGAGGCUCGAUUCUCUCGGCGCAGUCCACAGGCGCGUUUUCGUGUGGCGCGGCUGCGGUGAUGCCUAGCUUGCGCUCAGCGAACUCACUGCAUGGCAGCUUUGCAGCUUCGGCUGCAUUUUCAUCACCAAUUUCCACAACGACGUCAUGCUUGGAUGUUUCCCAGAACCAGGAGCGUGGGCUAUCGACAGAGGCCACUGGCGAGGGCGAGAGCGAGGACGACCCAACCUAUUUACGUGGCAUCAAAACGCAGAGCGGUCUAAGAAACUCCGACGGGGAUGAGGAGCCACCAGACCGCCGAAAAGCGUACGAGUUUGAGCCGGGGGGGCGCGGCCGUGGUGGCGGCGGCGGCGGCGGCGGAGCGCCGUUCCAGCGCCGACCGGCCGACGCGGCGGCGGCGGGCACGGACAUGCUAGAGCUGGUGGCGACGGCGCGGGAGCUGUUUACACGGAAUGUGGACUCGGGCUCAGGCGGCGGCGGCGCUGGCGGCGGCGGCGGAGGCGGCGGCGGCGUGGGCCCCCUGCCGCCGCUGCCUCGUGAGCUGCGCGAGGCGCUGUACGGGCACCGCUGGGACCGCGUGAUCGUGGACGUGCGCCGUACGCAUACGCCUGUUCGUGGCCGCGGCAAGCGCGAGGAGUACACAGCCAUGGUGGCCACCGGCAACAUGCGGGGCGUGUUCGGCCUGGGCAUCGGCGUGGCGGAGUCGGCGCAGCUGGCCACCGCCCGAGCCCACCUGGACAGCCUGUCGCGCCUGGCCGCCGUGCCGCUGUACCGCGGACACACGCUGUACACGCACGUGGACCACACCUUCCACCGCCUCAGCAUCCGCAUGAUGCCGCGCCCCGCCGGCUGGGGCCUGCGCUGCCCCGACCUGCUGUACGAGCUGUGCGGCCUGGUGGGGCUGCGCGACGUGUCCAUACGCGUGCGGGGGCAGCGCGGCAGCAGGUUCUUCGUGGCGCAGUGCUUCCAGGAGGCGCUGCAGAAGCAGACCACCCCGCACGACGGCGUGGAGGCCACCGGCAUGUACAUCCGCGAGGUGUUCCGGGGCGGGCCGGGCGGCAGGCUGCCCUGCGGCCUGAGGCGGGGCGUGGACGUGAUGUGAGCAGGAGGAGGAGGAGGGGAGGAGGAGGAGGAGAAUGGUUGCAAAGAUUGGUACAGAGGAGUGUAGGCGUAGGGGUGCGCGUACCGAGGGGGGAAGGCGGGGGUGUUUAGGAGAGUGGAGGAGGGGAGGGAAGGGGAGCACGUGUGGGGAGGGGUGAAAAGCACGCUCCCACAGACGUGUUUGCGAGUGGUGGGAAAGGGGGCAGAAUUGCGCUGGGGACUGAUGAGGCUGCUGUAGGAUUGAUGCGGGGCCUGGGGCGGCUGUCACUGUCGGUGGGGGGGUACUGACGUGUACUGCUCCUGCGCGGCACGGUGUGGAUAUGGUUACGUGACGGGAAGGGGCGGGUACUGCUAACAGAGAGCCAGACGAGCAGGGGGCAGGACGUCCAUACGUGUUUGCGGGCUGGCGGCGGACAUUCGUGGAGUUCGGUUUUUUUGAGGGUGGCACGGCAGAGAGGCAGUGACACAGAGCUUCUUGGGUGAGCGGCUUGGAGCCUUGGAGGAGCCAUUUGGUUUGGUAACAUGUUGUGUAACGGAUUACGGUU